Monomorium pharaonis (pharaoh ant) is the source of this 1485-nucleotide messenger RNA. RefSeq lists its product as uncharacterized. The coding region runs from base 1 to 1485 and encodes 494 amino acids. The transcript has a single exon. The record is from RefSeq and is a predicted model, not a curated record. NCBI's taxonomy places the organism in Eukaryota, Metazoa, Arthropoda, Insecta, Hymenoptera, Formicidae.
AUGUCGCGUAGCCCGCAAUCACAAUUGAUGAUGAGCGCGAUGGUUCGCGUUAAAACGCCUAACGGAAAUUUCGUACGAGGUCGCGUUUUAUUAGAUACUUGUGCAACAGCACACUUUGUAACGAAGGAUUUCACCCGAGCGUUGAAGGCGCCUAUAAAUCCGUGUUCUAUUUCAGUCGGGGCGAUUAACGAUUUAAACACCAUUUCAAACGGAACGGUCGAACUUGACAUUUACUCGAUCCAUAACGACUUCAAGAAAAAACUUACGUUCUUGUUAAUACCGAAAAUUGCCGAACGAAUUCCGAACGAAGUAUUCCCACGCGAAUCGAUCAACAUUCCCGCAAAUUUAAAAUUAGCUGAUCCACAGUUUCAUAUGCCACAAUCAAUCGACAUGAUUAUCGGAUCCGGAGCUACAUUGUCUUUGCUAUCGAUCGGACAAAUUAAUCUUUCGCGAGAUAAUUGUGACUUAUUUUUACAAAAAACCCAACUCGGCUGGGUCGUCGUCAUGGGGGUGGCCUCCACCAGCGGAAGGAAAAUCGUUUCAUGUAAAUUAACGGAAUUGACAGAGCAGAUCGCGAAAUUCUGGUUAUUAGAAGACACGACCGCGAAUCGAGUUAAAAUACCAGAAAAUUUAGAAUGUGAAACGCAUUACACGCAAAACACGACACGCGAUAAUUCCGGCCGCUACACUGUGCGAUUACCAUUCCGUUUAACCGAAAGAGAUUUCGGGAAUUCACGCGCGAUCGCACUACGUCGAUUUUACGGAUUACAGAGAAAACUCGGUGCUAAUCCUACACUCAGACGCGAAUACGAGAACGUGAUGCGCGAAUACAUUGAGUUAAAUUAUAUGUCGUUAAUAAUAGACGAUACUGAGGAUGGUUAUUAUCUCCCUCACCAUGCGGUUAUAAAACCUACGAGUACCACAACCAAGGUACGAGUCGUAUUCAAUGCAUCGGCAAAGACCAAUAAAGGAAUAUCAUUAAACGAUGCCUUAAUGGUCGGCCCCACGAUUCAAGCUAAAUUAUUCGAACAUCUUAUUCGCCUCCGUGCACACAAAUACGUACUCAUUGCCGACAUCGAAAAGAUGUACCGGCAAAUUCAAAUUCAUCCUGAUGACCGUCGAUAUCAAAAAAUAUUUUGGUAUCACGAGAAUCACAUUCGCACUUUCCAAUUAAAUACUGUGACUUUCGGUGUAUCAGCAGCUCCAUUUCUCGCCAUUCGAACGGUACAACAACUCGCAGAGGACGAAGCCGUAAAUUUCCCACUAGGCGCCGAAAUUCUAAAACGCGAUUUCUAUGUCGAUGAUCUCUUAACCGGAGCCGAUACGUUAGAACAGCUUUUACAAAUUCGCGACGAGGUUAUCGAGAUUCUAAGACGCGGCGGUUUCAGUAUGAGACAAUGGGCGUCGACUCACCCACAAGCUCUCGAGGGUUUAGACAAAAAAAUUAUAGAUGUAGAAUUUCUAACUAACGAGAACCUCAUUUAA